This is a messenger RNA of Papaver somniferum (opium poppy), 1143 nucleotides long. RefSeq lists its product as uncharacterized. Bases 1 to 1143 code for a protein of 380 amino acids. The record is from RefSeq and is a predicted model, not a curated record. The transcript has 2 exons. Lineage: Eukaryota; Viridiplantae; Streptophyta; Magnoliopsida; Ranunculales; Papaveraceae.
AUGAGAGUGGUGGAUUCAGUCUGCAAGUAUAUAUGUGGGGAUGUCCGAUUGCAUGGAGGAUGGUCACUGGUAGCUGGUGGUGAUAUCAUAAUGGUUACGGCAGAAAACGCAGGAGAAGAUGAGGACAGCAAAAGCGAAACUGGUGGUGGACGUAUAUACAUGGAAGACAAACUAAAGAUGCUGCCGUUAUUGUGUUGCUGGGCAGCUGAGAGGAAGGCUCCAAGGGCAUGGUAUGGAAAAUUAGCAUCUUUGGAUGAUACUUCCUUCUUUGUUCAAAAAUUGGGUAAAAGGCUCACUAUAGUGCUAGUUUAUGUUGAUGAUAUUUUGGUUACCGAAAAUGAUACAGCUUAUAUCACUGCUUUUAUCUCUGAAUUGAACAAUCAUUUUCCUGUUAAAGACCUUGGGGCACUUCACUAUUUUCUUGGUCUUGAGGUUUCCAUAAGUUCAGUUGGUAUUUUUCUAUCUCAGUUCAAGUACAUAUUGGAUCUAAUCAAGAAGACUAACAUGGUUGGUUGCAAGCCUUGCUCUUCUCCAGCUGUAGCUAAUGCUCAACUCACAUAUGAGGGUGACUUGCUUCCAGAUCCUUCUUCCUACACAUCCAUUGUUGGUGCAUUACAUUACUUUACCUGGAGCAGACCUGAAAUCUCUUUUGCAGUUCAACAAGUCUGUCAAUUUAUGUCUCAACCCACCACUCAUCACUUAACUGCAGUCCAUAGAAUUCUCAGAUAUCUCAAGGGGCACAUUGAUUUUGGUAUUUGUUUCACCAAGGGACCAAUGACUCUACAUGGCUAUUCAGAUGCUGACUGGGCUGGUGCUGUCACUGAUAGCAGAUCCAUUGGUGGUUUUUGCAUUUAUUUUGGUUCUAAUCCUAUCUCUUGGUCAGCUAAGAAACAAGCUACUGUUUCCAGAUCAUCUACAGAAUCAGAAUACAAAGCCUUAGUAAUUGCAGCGGCAGAAUCUUAUUGGAUUUGUCGACUUCUCAUCAAGGAUCUCCAUUUUACUCUCUCUUCCUCAUCUAGACUUGGUUGUGACAAUGUUAGCUCCAUUUCACUAGCUUCCAAUCCUGUUAUGCACAGCAAAAUGAAGAGCCUCGGAGUUGAUUUUCACUAUGUCAGGGAACUUGUCAGACUUAAACUUCUAUAG